AUGCCUCUGAACUCCGUCGUUUUCGAAGCCGACCCCGAAAAGAAUGCUUCAGUGGUCGUGACCCAGUCGAAACAAUCUCGUCUCUUGAAGCAUUGGAGACAAGACAUCCGCAUCAAGCAUUCGGACAUCAUUCUAUUGAUGUGCAGCUUUCUUUCUGGCCUUUGUGACAGUGGUGCAUUCAAUGCCUGGAGUUGUUUCGUCUGUAUGCAGACAGGCAAUACCAUCUUCCUGGGACUUGGUGCAGCAGGAUUACCAAUUUCAAAGCCUUAUGGUUGGCUUCGCUCGCUGAUAGCAAUUCUCGCGUUUGUGGUGGGCUGUUUCGUUUUUUCGACGAGCCGGAACCGUAAUCCAAGGAGUCGAGGGACGUUGGCGACAUCUUUCCUGGUGCAAGGAAGCUGCCUGGUUGUGGCUGCCGUCCUCGUGCAAGCAAAGGUUGUACCAGACGCAGUCAAGGACUCCGAAUCGAUGAUGGUUCUCAUUCCACUAGUCUUCCUUGGGUUUCAAGCUGGAGGACAAGUCUGGACUGGCGAAGUUCUCGGUUUCAAAGAAAUUCCCACAACUGUGCUGACGAGCGUCUAUUUUGGGCUUGCCUCGGAUGUGAAGUUCCUGCAGGGCCUGAAGAUGAACCUUCCCAGGAAUCGGCGUUUAAUCGCUGUGGCCGCCCUGUUAAUUGGGGCUAUUUCCGGCGGAUGGUUGAGUAGAAGCCGAGGAGGCAUUCCGUCGGUAUUUUUCGUCGCCGCUGGCCUGAAGUUCUGUAUAUCUGGGAUAUGGAUGUUGUGGCCGGCGGACGAAAAGGGGCAAUUGGUCCCCCGAGUGACCAUCGACCGACCAUCCCACUGA
Exophiala xenobiotica is the source of this 840-nucleotide messenger RNA. RefSeq lists its product as uncharacterized. The coding region runs from base 1 to 840 and encodes 279 amino acids. The record is from RefSeq and is a predicted model, not a curated record. The transcript is spliced from 2 exons. NCBI's taxonomy places the organism in Eukaryota, Fungi, Ascomycota, Eurotiomycetes, Chaetothyriales, Herpotrichiellaceae.